Mugil cephalus (flathead mullet) is the source of this 3926-nucleotide messenger RNA. Its product is annotated as oligophrenin-1-like. Gene Ontology annotation, molecular function: GTPase activator activity; protein binding. The record is from RefSeq and is a predicted model, not a curated record. Gene Ontology annotation, cellular component: cytoplasm. Gene Ontology annotation, biological process: signal transduction. Bases 527 to 2869 code for a protein of 780 amino acids. NCBI's taxonomy places the organism in Eukaryota, Metazoa, Chordata, Actinopteri, Mugiliformes, Mugilidae. The transcript has 24 exons.
CCCUUACGCUGCUAGCAAAGAUGUGGGAUUUCACUACGUGUAUUAUGUGUAUUUUAAAUUAAUAUUUACAACUAAAUCGGACUCAGUGAAUUUAACACGAAGCGUUUAACACUAAAGAUUAAUUACUAUCUUAAAACAAGAGCAGUUCAGGGAGAUGCCUCCAGAAAGUGUGAUGUUUUUUGGAAUGGGACGCGUCCAGCCGCUCUCCUAAUCACGACGCCGUAACGAGGAAAAAGUAGCACAGAGGAGCAACAUACAAAUGAAAUUACUGCGCGAACAGCGCGUCAGUCGAGAAAAAGGGGGAAGUGAAGCUAAACCCUGCACCUUCGCCGUUCAGCUCUGUGCUUAAGACACCAGCGGCUGCCGCAGGCUCCCACGGACACCAUGGUUUGUGCUCCUCCGGACAGACGAGAGUGGAAACGGACAAUGUGCUAUAGACGAGCGUAGGCAGCAGCAGCAGCAUCAUCAGCGGCGACUCCUAAACAAAACCACUGUUCCUAUUGUCUAAAACCGAGUGGGGCAGAAGAUGGGGCAUCCUCCUCUGGAGUUCAGUGAGUGCUAUCUGGACAGCCCGGACUUCAGAGAGACUCUCAAGUGUUAUGAACUGGAGCUGGACAGGACGAGCAAAUUUCUCAAAGAGUUGGUAAAAGACGGCAACAGUGUAAUCGCUGCAAUCAAGGGCUAUUCUUUGGCAGUGCAGAAGUUUUCCCAGACUCUCAGUGGGUUCCAGUUCGACUUCAUCGGCGACUCCCUGACAGACGAUGAGAUUAACAUUGCGCAGUCGUUCCAGGAGUUUGCGGGACUUCUGCAGGAUGUGGAGCACGACAGGAUGAUGCUGGUCCAGAACGCAUCCGAUAUGCUCAUCAAGCCCUUGGAGAAGUUCAGAAAGGAGCAAAUAGCAGUAACAAAAGAAAAGAGGAAGAAGUUUGAGAAAGAGAGUGAAAAAUAUUACUCCCAGCUAGACAAACACCUGAAUCUUUCUGCCAAGAAGAAAGAGAGUCUUCUUCAAGAGGCUGAUGAACUAUUGGACAAAGAGCGUGCCAACUUCUAUGAAUCAUCAGUGGAGUAUGUGUACCAGAUUCAUCAGGUGCAGGACAGGAAGAAGUUUGAUGUGGUGGAGCCGGUGCUGGCAUUUUUUCACAGCAUUUUAACUCUCAACAACCUGACAGUGGAGAUGACUCAGGACUUCAUGCCUUACAAGCAGGAACUGCAGCUCAGCUUGCAAAAUACAAGAAACCAUUAUGAGAGCACUUCCGAGGAGUUGGAGGACCUGAUGAAGAAAAUGAAACACCCAUCCCAGAUUCAUAAAAUGCACAGUUAUCUUCCGAUGGAGGGUUAUCUGUACUGCCAGGAAAAGUGGGCUUUGGGAGUGUCAUGGGUCAAAUAUUAUUGUAAGUAUCACAAGGAGGGGAGACUGCUGGUCAUGGUGCCUUGUGAACAGAAGACUACAACUAAACAGGGGCCUCUGCAACUGACGCUAAAAUCCUGCGUCCGCCGGAAGACGGAGUCCAUAGACAAGCGCUUUUGCUUUGACGUGGAAACUAUCGAGAGAAACACGCCCGUCACUUUCCAGGCUCUUUCGGAGGGAGACAGGAAGAUGUGGAUGGAGGCCAUGGAUGGAAAAGAGCCUAUUUAUCAUUCCCCAAUUCACAAGCAAGCAGAAAUGGAACUGAAUGAAACUGGAUUCAAGUUUGUCCGAAAGUGCAUCAACUACAUUGAAACAAAAGCAGCCACACAAGAAGGAGUGUACAGAACAGUUGGCAGCAACAUCCAAGUGCAGAAGCUUUUAAAUACCUUCUUUGACCCCGCAAACCCAGGAGAUGUGGAUCUCCUCAGCAGCGAGUGGGAUGAUAAAACCAUCACAAGUGCACUGAAGUUUUAUCUAAGGAGUCUGUCUGAACCUCUAAUGACCUACAGCCUCCACAGAGACCUUGUGUGUGCUGCAAAGUCAGAUAAUCCGGACCUUCGACUCAGUGAAAUUCAUUCAAUCACCUACAAACUGCCAGAGAAGAAUCGAGAAAUGCUGGAGAUGCUUAUUAAGCACUUGGUUCACGUGUGCAGUCACAGUGACGAAAACCUGAUGACUCCUUCAAACAUGGCCGUUAUCUUUGGACCCACACUCAUGAGAGCGAAGGAGGAGACGGUGGCAGCCAUGUUGGAUAUCAAGUUUCAGAACAUCGUGGUUGAGAUUUUGAUUGAGGACUACAAAAAGAUCUUCAGUUCAAUGCCGGAGGACAGCACCGCCCCACCUGUCCCUCCUCCGCGCAUCACCCCGAGAAAGCGGCAACCCAUCACAAUCUCCAAGCGGCCAGCUCGUGUUUUUCAAGCUCUUAGUCACGACCACUUCCAGAACGGCCAGUAUGACACCUUCAUCCCGGGAGGUGAAGUCUCAGGGAACCCCGUUCCGCUACAGCGGACAAAACCACUGUGUCCUCGAGAACCUCCUCCGAGACAUGCCAUAGUACCAAGGCCAGUUAACCGUCAGGACAAACAAACAGACUCUGAUGUUGGGAAGAUUGACGACACGAGGCAAAGACCAGACUUUUCCUCUGCAGCAAAUGGGGAGUCAGGAAUGCAUGUGAACAGAGUGCCAUCGUUUCAGGGCAGAAAACCACCUCCAAAGAGCACUGCAGCCAGCAAGGAAGGGGAUUCUGAUGGCCUGACCAGAACAAGGGCUGCAGAGAAACAUGCCAUUUGUAGACCCCCUGUCCGGCCUCCUGAGCCCCCCUCCAAAUUCCCAGCUACACAAAAGACCCCGGGUGCAGCCAGCAGCGACGGCUCGCCCAUCUCCUAUGUUGCAUCUAAAACAAAGUUUUUUGAGAAUGCUUCCAAGCAAGUCGGCAGCCCACCGACCUCGCCGCCCCAGUAACAGAUGUAAAAAAAGAGGCUUAACAUUGAGUCUCAGACGACAUCAUGUGAUGUCUACCAGUGCUGCACAGGCGCACAUCACGCUGGAAGGAGUCGCCAUUAACAAACUCAGAACUCCACCUCGAUCACACAGAGGAAAUGGCUCUUGGUAGAACUGAAUGAAUGAAUUUGGUUCUGUUUGGUUUUAAAUGGUAAGAACAGUGUUGUGAAGCAGCACAAAAGCAAACUGACUUUGACUAAGCUCACAAAGUAGCCACUCUGUGUCGUAACAUCAGUUUAGCUGGAAUUAAAGUCCUUAUUUGCUUGUUCCACACUUAUUGACAGUGUUCAGUCAUUUUAAUGUGUUAAGUUGUUAGAAUUGUAAUUGGCCAAUUUUAUACGUGGGAAUUAACUGUUGUACUGGUUACGACAUGUCAGUUAACACUUGUUCCAGCAGAGACAAAUGGACGUCCCAAAGAAGACUCAGUGGUUUCCUCAAAGCAUCUGCUUACCGUUAUGAAACUAUAUUUCAGUAUUAAAACAAACACCACGAAAAAGUAAGAACGUUACAUUAUACAAUAUUGCACAAAAAAAAAGUUAAGGAUUAUGAUGAUUAUGAUAAUCUGUAGAAGAAAAUAUUUAAAUCAGUUUUAACUAUGUCAUUUGAGACAUAACUUUUCACUCCAACAUAAGUCACUUUGUAAGAGGAAUUACAAAAAGUAUUUUGCUCAAGCGUCGGCCUAUAUAAUCAGUGUAAUUAGAAUUUAUGUUGAAUGUAAUGCUAGUGUUAGUUCUAAAGGAAACACCCUGGGGUGCAUUCCUUCCCUUCUGGUGUGAUUUAGGUAGGUCUGGCUGCACAGCAGAGCAUUUGUCGCUUGGGUAUGAAAAGCAGAUCAAGUAUGGAAGUAAAUUUAUUAUCACAAUAUGUGAAAAUAACACUCCGUUGUUUUGUUUCUAUUUCUCUGUUUUUAGAUCUUUAGUAUCUUAAGUUUACACUCCUUUUCAUAACCUAACCUGAAAAUUGUGGUUGUUGUCUGCUUUUCAAAAUUGAAAAUAAACAUCAAGAGAUAUUAACAUGA